This is a messenger RNA of Mauremys mutica (yellowpond turtle), 840 nucleotides long. It is a transcript of the gene DKKL1, whose product is annotated as dickkopf like acrosomal protein 1. The coding region runs from base 57 to 719 and encodes 220 amino acids. The transcript is spliced from 4 exons. The record is from RefSeq and is a predicted model, not a curated record. Lineage: Eukaryota; Metazoa; Chordata; Testudines; Geoemydidae.
GCUCUGUCCCCCCACAGACCUGCUCAGACGCCGCUGGCCGGGCCGGGCCGGGCGCGAUGUGGGCGCGGUGGCUGCUGCUCUGCGCGCUGCUGGCCGGGACUGGGGGCUCCCUCCUGCCGCCCGCUGCCCGUCGCCUGCUGGGCCGCUUCCAGCACCUGCUGGGGGGCAGCCGGGCGGUGUUGGGGAAGGAGGAGGGGCGCUUUGAGGCCCCCAUUGAUUUCCACAAGCUCCCCCCCAACUACCACACCGAGGAGAAGGAGCAGCGCAGGGUGGGGAACGCCACGGUGUACAGCCACCGCGAGAUCAACAAGGUGACGGACAACGAGACGGGCGCGAUGCUGUUCUCCGACAGGACGGUGACCUCCAUCGAGCAGGGGGAGCGGGGCCUGGCGGAGAGAUGGCGGGGACGCCAGGCAGAGGCUAGUGAGGAAGGAGCAGAAGCAGAGCCUGUCCUAGGGAGACACGUCCUGCCGAUCCCCCGCCCUGGGCUGGCCUUCCUCAUCAUCCACCUACGGCGCAGAGCCAGGCCCGGGAAGGCCUCUGACACCAGCCGGCCACACGGCGCAUCCCUUAGCGACAGGAGGCACAGGCUGCUAGCGAUCCGGGAUGGGCUGAUGGAAGCCCCCCACCCUCUGAAGAAAGCUCCCCCCAUUACUCGGGCCCGGCACAAAGCUGUAGCACGGAGGCCCCAUUUUUUCUUCUUCUUCAGGAAGCUGUAGCAAAAAGACAGAGAGAGACUUGGGUAGGCGAUGGAGAGGAUGCUGGCGGAUCUGUGUAGAAAGUCCUGCUCCUUCGUUUUUCUUGCAAUAAAAGUUCUCUCUCUGGCAGGGGGUAAAUUGG